Molecule: messenger RNA, 3720 nt
Organism: Centruroides sculpturatus (bark scorpion)
Lineage: Eukaryota; Metazoa; Arthropoda; Arachnida; Scorpiones; Buthidae
Product: zinc finger protein 532-like
Exons: 3
Coding region: 438-3170 (910 amino acids)
Source: RefSeq, a predicted model, not a curated record
ACAGAUCACGUGACUGGGUGGAACCUUUUCUGUCGUCGAAGGUUUUUUUUUGAGUUUAAGAAGCAGAUAACAUUAAAUGAAUACGAAUAUUAAUCGAUUAAUCGUCAUCUGAACAUUCCAGAAUACAUUAUAACUAAGGAUUCAUCAGUGAAAAUCGGAAAUGGAGAGAAAUAUUAUGAUCAUUUUUGAAUUCUUUGUUCUAUUUUUCUGUUCUAUCGUAACUGAAGAAAGGAAACUGGCUGAAAACAUUAUUUUAUUAAAUUCAUUGCUGGAUUUUAAAGGAAUAUAUUUAUGAAUAUACAUAUUAAGAAUAAACAUUGGAUUUAUACACAUGGAAGAAUUUUAGUAUGUUUAAUGCAUCAAAAUUAUAUUUAUGCAUUUAAAUCUAAAAGACUUUAUUUAUUUUUUGAAGAGAUGAUGUGCAAAAUUUGGAAGAAAUGUGGCCAGAUAAAUGUGUAAACCAAUCUAGUAUUUCUAAAACUGUCACAAAAAAUAAAUCAAAAAAUUUGCUUAUUAGUAGUAAAUAUGAUGGUGAUGAUAAAACAUGUAAUUCAAAAAAAGAUCAUCACGUAAAUCAACAUAAAAAUGAAAUAAAUGCUUCUAGUGAAAAUUUGAAAUCGUGUAUUGCACAAAGAGUAUCAGAUAUAUUUUGCAAAUCAGAAAAUGGUGAUGAAUCAGGAUUAUCCAGUCAAAAAAAUAAAACAAAAAAAUUAAAUGAUGUAUCUUUAACUGCAUUUGUUCAGAAAUGUGCAGAUCCCAUAGAUGGAGAAAUCUAUAUAAAGAAAACUUGUAAUGAAGUAAUUAAAAACAAAAAGUGUUCUACUGAAUGUCCACAAGAUGAAGAUUCCACACCAAAUAGUACCUCAACUGAAACAAAUGUUCCUGUUAACAAUGUAUGUAGUAUUGCUGAUUCACAGAUAAAUUCUUCAAAUGUUCCUCAUGUUAAUAUCCCUCUGAAAACUGCAACACACAAUGAUUUAUGUCAGCUAAGUACAAAUGUGCUUCCUCCCUAUAUUCCCCCAUCUAGUUCUACAUUCCAGAAAAAUCAAAACCAGGAAAAAUUUAAUUGUAUAGAUUGUGGUGAUCAAUUUAUGUUAGAAACCAGUUUGAGUCGUCAUUUGGAAAGAAGAUCAGUGUUAGCAAAGCUCUCAUGUGAAAGUUGUGGGAAAUUAUUAGUUUACUAUAAUCGUUGUGCCCUACUUGCUCAUAUCAGGUCACAUCAAGAAAAGGGUGAGUGUUCUGAUAUAAGAAAUGCUACUGUAGUGCCUCUUCCUAGAGAACUGAUGGAUGGAUUUAGCUAUUCUUCAACUUCGUCAACAGGAGAAACUAUAAUGACAGAUAAGACUGAUGAUAUACAAAGUACAGAUCUACAUAAUUCAUUGAAAAAAUUUAGAUGUCCAGAGUGCAAUGUACUCAUUGACAGUACUAAAUCAAGAGAAAAUCAUUUUGGAAGUAAUCAUAAUUUACCUCUUCAAGCAGCAAUAUGCUCUAAAUGUAAUAUGACUUGUCCAACAAAAUGUAGUUUAGUAGCACACCAGAGAAUUCAUCUUCAUGGUCGUCCAUAUAUUUGUCCAGAAUGUGGGGAAUGUUUUAUUGGAACAUGGGAGAGAUUUCAGCAUCAUUUAAAAUUAAAAUGUUUGCAUUUUUCACGUCUUGUAGGAUAUAAAUGUUCAUUAUGCAGCAUUUUAUAUGAUUCUACCGAUUUGCUUCAACUUCAUAUAAUUGACAUGCAUUCAGAAGCAUAUUACAAAUGUCAAGCAUGUCCAAUGGCUUUUAAAGCACCAGCAACUUUUGAUACUCAUAGAAAAUCAUCUCAUCCUACAACAGAUAUCCAGUGCACUAUUAUUACAAAAUGUCCACUAUGUGAUACUGUUUUUCAUAGCAGAGAAAUUUUACAAAAUCACUUAGAAGCACACAUAAAAGAUCAACUUCAUAAUACAAAAUUUGUUUUUAAAUGUCCUGAAUGUGAUGAAUUAUUAGAAACUAAACCUUCACUCUCUUUACAUAUUCAGCAAUUUCAUCCUCAUCUUGUUUCACAAAAAGUGUGUUCUCAGUGUGGUUUAACAUUUUCAUCAUCAAGAGGACUUAAGGAACAUACAAAAGAUGUUCAUCAAGGUCGUAAUGGUCAUUUUACCACAAAAUGUGGUAUGUGUCAUCGUAAAUUUCAAACUAUUCAUGGUUAUAGAAUUCAUCGUCAAAGAUGUCAUGGUACUUUGACUUUAAGAUGUGCUACUUGUGGUGAAACAUCAGCUAAUAAAAUUGAAUUAGCCUCACAUGGUAUGCAGCAUUUGAAAGAAGGAAUACACAUAUGUCUGGUGUGUAACAAUGAAAAAUAUUCAGAUAGCAAUGCCUUAUUGGCACAUCUGCAACAUCAUGCAAAAAGCACAAAAUAUCCUAAUCAGUGUCUACAGUGUAUGCAAACACUGAAUGAUGCAAAAGAAGCUUUUUCACAUUUAAAGGAAGAACAUAAACUUACGGUUUUUCAUUGUACAAAGUGUGACAUUUCUUAUGAAAGUUCUGUUCGUCUAGCCCGACAUCAGAAGGUGAUGCACGAAGAGUUUGGCCUGAAAAAACGGCAUGUAUGCUGGAUUUGUAAAGAAUACGGUUUCAGUAAACGUGCAAUUUUGAAAAGGCACAUUGUGAGUAAACAUAGUAUUCCCGAAGAUGAGAUUGAUUUUAGUCAAGCACCACAUCCACCAAUCAAAAUUCGCAUUCCACUACUGGCAGUCAAGCGUCAUUAUAGCUGUGAUGAUAAAUUGGGCUCACAAGAUAGUCCCUUAACAAAAAAGUGUUUAAAUGUAAACAAACAGUAUAUUUGUGCUAAAUGUGAUUUUCGUUCCUCAAAUUCAUCAUCAUUCAAAGAACAUAUAAUAAUUCACAAAACUGAAAAAGCAUCGUUUCAAUGUACAGAAUGCGGAUCUUGCUUUGUUGUAGAGCCAUCCCUUAAAAGACAUUUACUAAUUGCUCAUAAAAUUCACGAUGUUGAUAGGUUUCUAUCAAAAACAAAUUUGACAUCUAGAGUUUCAAGUGAAUUUGAAUGUAAAGUUUGCUUCCAAACAUUCGAAAACAAUGAUCUAUUGCAGACUCACCUACGGAUUCAUGGAAUGGCUUUCAUCCAGUCUACAAAAUCUAGAACUGCAAUGAGUAAUCAUUCAUCAUCCAUUUCCUAGCAUUUAUUAGAAAAAUAAAGUCUUUAACUUUACAUUUAGUUAAAAUAAACAAACACUCAAGAAAUUAUUUGACUUUAAAUUAUCCAUGAUCACACCAACCUGUUUAACAGGUUCCGUAAUAUUUUAGUUUUAGCAAUAUAUUUUAACUAUAAUAAAUGGACUUAACAAUUCCUGAGAGGAUUGAUCUGAAAAAUGUUCCUUGAUAUAAUGGUAUAAACAUGUACUUAAAUUUUUAGGGAAAAAUUUAUUUCUCUAUUAAGCAGUUUACCAUAUAAAAUAAUUAAUGUUUCAUAAUUUAUCAUAUAUUUAUGUUUUAAUUUAUAAAAACUUUUCCAAUAGGACAUAAUCUAUCUGUUAGAUUUAUAUCCAAAGUACCAACCACUGUCAGUGGGGUUUGUUCAGUUCAAUUUUGUAUUUUAAAAUUAAAUUUAUUUAACAAAUAUUUCAGCAAUAAGACUGCAGAUCUCACUUUCUGAAUUACGUUUAAAAAAUUUCAAUGUACUGUAUUAUUAGGCUGCUCUAAUUGUUCUGAUUAAAAAUAUAUUUUGAA